This is a messenger RNA of Penicillium atrosanguineum, 1794 nucleotides long. RefSeq names its product FAD-binding oxidoreductase. The record is from RefSeq and is a predicted model, not a curated record. The transcript is spliced from 4 exons. Gene Ontology annotation, molecular function: FAD binding; D-lactate dehydrogenase (cytochrome) activity; D-lactate dehydrogenase (NAD+) activity. Bases 1 to 1794 code for a protein of 597 amino acids. Gene Ontology annotation, cellular component: mitochondrion. Lineage: Eukaryota; Fungi; Ascomycota; Eurotiomycetes; Eurotiales; Aspergillaceae. Gene Ontology annotation, biological process: lactate catabolic process.
AUGGUUCGCCCACCCACGCCCGCUCUUCGAGCUUUACGCAAUAUCCGAGCUCGACCAGUUUCUGCUCUGUCGCAGCAGAGGCUGCUCGGCGCUUCUGCCCGGUGCCUAGCAAGUGAGAAACAGGCGUCAUUCAAGAGCCAGCUCUACGAGAGCACCCAGCAACGACUCAAGCGCGAGCGCGCCGAACAGGAGCGGUUCGCCCAGUACCAGCCUCAGUCAGCAGGUGGUCGUUAUGCCGCCUUAAUGUUUGCUUUGGUCUUUUUCUCAACCGGCGCAUACUACCUAGGCUCCCUCAAGCCUGCCUCUCUUCCUAAGACUUCGACAACCCCCCUGGCAGAUCUCGAGUCCCCAAGGCACAAUGUGUCCCCGUCCAACUUGCAGGCCGCGUGGACCGACUUUGUCGAGAUCCUGGGCAAAGAGAAUGUUUCCACCUCGCCGGGCGAUGUGGAAAUGCACUCCGGAUCUGACUGGUCGUCCUAUGCCCGCAAAGAUGACGAGAAGCCAUUCCUGAUUCUCUACCCUUCGACUACCGAGGAGGUUUCCUGUAUCAUGAAGAUCUGUCACCAGCGAGUGAUCCCGGUUACCCCGUACUCUGGUGGCACAAGCUUGGAGGGUCACUUCGCCUCCACGCGUGGUGGCGUGUGCAUUGACUUCCGUCGCAUGGACCAGGUCUUGAGUCUUCACAAGGAUGAUUUGGACGUGGUUGUUCAGCCGGCCGUGGGCUGGGAAGACUUGAAUGAGGAGCUGGCCAAGGAUGGCCUUUUCUUUCCCCCGGACCCGGGUCCUGGGGCUAUGAUUGGUGGCAUGGUGGGCACCGGCUGCUCGGGAACCAACGCUUACCGCUAUGGUACAAUGCGUGAGUGGGUUCUGUCGUUGACCGUAGUCCUUGCCGAUGGAACGAUCAUUCGGACCCGACAGCGUCCGCGCAAGUCCAGUGCAGGAUAUGACCUCAACAAGCUCUUCAUUGGCAGUGAGGGUACUCUUGGUCUUGUGACUGAAGCGACGCUGAAGCUCACCGUGCGGCCUCAGAGCCAAAGCGUGGCGGUGGCCAGCUUCCCUACUAUUCAUAAUGCCGCUCAUUGUGUCACACAGGUGGUGAAGGCAGGGAUCCCUGUCGCCGGAGUCGAGAUCCUCGAUGAUGUUCAGAUGAAGUGCAUCAAUGCCAGUGAGAGCACGAGUCGCCAAUGGAAGGAGUCCCCCACAAUCUUCUUCAAAUUCACCGGGACGCCCGCGGCCGUUAAGGAGCAGAUUGGCAUGGUGCAAAAGCUCGUCAAGAACGCCUCAGGCAAGUCCUUUGAGUUUGCUCGGGGCGAGGAGGAAAUUCAGGAAUUGUGGAGUGCGCGGAAGCAGGCCCUGUGGAGUGUGAUGGCCAUGCGUAGAAGCCCCUCCGAUCACGUUUGGACCACCGACGUAGCGGUACCAAUGAGCAAACUGCCUGACAUUAUCGAAGCCACCAAGGAGGAUAUGACUAAGAGCGGCCUGCUCGCUGGAAUCUGCGGUCACGUUGGUGAUGGUAACUUCCAUGCUAUCAUCCUGUUUAACGACGGCGAAAAGAAGGUAGCUGAGGGUGUUGUCCACCGCAUGGUCAAGCGAGCCGUGGAAAUGGAAGGCACGGUGACCGGUGAGCACGGUGUUGGACUUGUCAAGCGGGAUUAUCUUGCCCAUGAGCUGGGUGAAUCUACAGUUGAUGCCAUGCGUCGGUUGAAAUUGGCGUUUGAUCCGCUUUGUUUGCUCAACCCAGACAAGGUUGUUCGAACCCAGCAGCCAGCGCCGGGUGAGGUCAAGGAAUGGUAG